GGCCCCGCCCCUUUCGAAUCCUGCAACCUUGUAGCGGCUCCCUCGUUUGCCGCUUGCAGGAGUGCAGGGCCGGCUGGCCGCACAUCUGGAUUUUGUGCCGAUGAUGCUUCCGUUGAUGGCCCCGAGGCUUGCAGAAGGGGGAAGGGAGAAAACAAGCAGCUGAUCCAGGGCAGGAUCCAUGCCGGCCCAGGGGGUGGUUCGCCCCGAGCCCCCCGACGGAGGCUGGGGGUGGGUGGUGGUGCUGGCCGCUUUCCUCCAGUCGGCGCUGGUCUUCGGAGUGAUCCGCUCCUUCGGCGUCUUCUUCGUGGAGUUCGUGACCCACUUUGACGAGCUUUCUGGACGCAUCUCUUGGAUCACCUCCAUCGGGAUCGCCAUCCAGCAGUUUGCCAGUCCGGUGGGAAGCGCCUUGAGCUGUCGCUAUGGGGCCCGUCCUGUCGUCAUGGCCGGUGGGUUUUUCUCCGGAGUGGGACUGCUCUUAGCAUCCUUUGCCACCUGCCUGGCUCACCUAUACCUCUGCAUCGGGCUUCUGUCAGGUUUCGGCUGGGCUCUCGUCUUCACCCCAUCGAUGGCCUCCGUGGCGCGAUACUUCAAGAAGCGCCGGACGCUGGCCACCAGCCUGGCCUUGACCGGCGUGGGGCUGUCUUCUUUUGCCUUCUCUCCGCUCUUCCAACUCCUGGUGGACACCUACGCUUGGCGUGGGGCCCUCAUGAUCGUGGCCGGCAUGUCUUUCAACCUGAUGGUCUGCGGGGCCCUGAUCCAGCCACUGACCCUGAAGGAAGACCUCUCCUGCCCGACCAGAGGAGACCCCGGAGGGUCCUGCUGGAAAAAGUUCUCCUCGCUUUUUGGCCUCCACCUCCUCUCCCAUUGGCCCUUCAUGCGCUUCGUCCUUGCCGUUACCCUCGUGAACACCGGGUACUUCAUCCCCUACGUCCACUUGGUGGCUCGGGCCAGAGAGCUCAAGUUCAGCGAGUACCAAGCGGCCUUCCUGAUGUCCGUGGCGGCCGUGGCGGAUCUGUGUGGCCGACUCUUCUCCGGCUGGCUGGGAAACUGCAGGGCUUUCCGCCUGAUCCACAUCUUGGUGACCUGGACUUUCCUGACGGGCGUCUUUCUGCUGCUGAUUCCUUGUGGCCGGAGUUACCCUCUGCUGGUGGCCAUUAGCCUGGGCUACGGCUUCUGCUCUGGAGCCCUCACUCCGUUGGUCUUCUCCAUCAUCCCUGAGAUCGUGGGCAUCUCAAACAUCUUCAGCUCCAUGGGGCUGCUGCAGAUGAUAGAGAGCAUCGGAGGAUUGCUCGGAUCGCCCCUUUCAGGUUUCCUGAGGGAUGUGACCGGGGAUUACGUUGCCUCCUUCUUAGCUGCCGGUUCCUUCCUGGUGGCCGGCAGCUUCGUCCUGGUCACCAUGCCCAACUUUUCUCACUGCCUCCGGCCUUCGGCUUUGCGAGAACCCGACAUGAAAGCUGAGGCUGGCGAAGGUACUCCUUUGGCGACCGAGGGGCCUCUUCCCGUGGGGGUCAUCGGUUCCGAAAACGGUCAUCCUUACAAGGUCAUUUCUGAAGCCGGGCUGGUGUCCUGAUGGGGGUCAGGCUUGAUUUCCUGGAGGAACCGAAGAGGGCAGCCGAGGAGGCCAAACCGGACAGAAAAAAAACCUUCACCUCGAAAUAUUUUGGGACCAAUGGAACUGUCUCUCCGUGUGUGUGUGUGUGUCAUGGUAUGUGCGUGUAUGUACGAAAUGCUUUCUCUGACAUGUAGCGUUAAGGAGGUGUUGAUUAGAGUAUUUACAUCACUGUGCCUUAAUCAAGAUUCCAGUUUUUCCCCAAGCAAUGCAGGAGAAGGACUGUUAACGAUUUAGGUGGAACAUAAACAUUAACUUUUGGACGGUAAAAACAAAACCAGAAAUAUCUGUUAUGUAGGUGGGAGCAGGCCG
Messenger RNA from Pogona vitticeps (central bearded dragon), 1921 nucleotides. RefSeq names its product monocarboxylate transporter 13. NCBI's taxonomy places the organism in Eukaryota, Metazoa, Chordata, Lepidosauria, Squamata, Agamidae. Gene Ontology annotation, biological process: transmembrane transport; monocarboxylic acid transport. Gene Ontology annotation, molecular function: monocarboxylic acid transmembrane transporter activity. The record is from RefSeq and is a predicted model, not a curated record.